This is a messenger RNA of Miniopterus natalensis, 2079 nucleotides long. The record is from RefSeq and is a predicted model, not a curated record. NCBI's taxonomy places the organism in Eukaryota, Metazoa, Chordata, Mammalia, Chiroptera, Miniopteridae.
AUGUCGCUGUCCACCAUGAAUUGCAUCUCGCUGUUAUUCCAACACACUUCCUCCAAUUACUGCACCGCUCCCCCAGGGCUGGAUGAUGGCGGGCGCAGAAGAUUUGGAUUAACUGACUGGAUCGUACAAUAUUUCAUUUCAAUGCCCACAGAAGACCUUCUGACGGAAAUAAAACAACAAGAAUUUGACAUGGUUAUUACCCCGGAAGGCCGACUGGGAUCCCGGCGCCUGCUGCUCUCGCUUCUGCUCCUCGCAGCCUGGGAAACGGGGAGCGGCCAGGUCCGCUACUCGGUCCCCGAGGAGGCCAAGCACGGCGCCUUCGUGGGCCGCAUCGCGCAGGACCUGGGGCUGGAGCUGGCGGAGCUGGUGCUGCUGUCGCUGGUGGACGGCGGCCAGGCGCCCAAGGCCUCUGUGUCGGCGUCUGCGGGCGCCGCGGGCUCGGAGGCGGCGCUGGUGGACGUGAACGUGUACCUGAUCGUCGCCAUCUGCGCGGUGUCCAGCCUGCUGGUGCUCACGCUGCUGCUGUACACGGCCGUGCGGUGCUCGGCGGCGCCGAGCGGGGGCGCGUGCGGGCCGGGGCAGCCCAGGCUGGUGUGCCCGGGCGCGGGGGGCAGCUGGUCGGCCUCGCAGCAGAGGCGGCCGCGGGUGUGCUCUGGGGAGGGCGCGCCCAAGACGGACCUCAUGGCCUUCAGCCCCAGCCUUCCACCCUGUCCCGUAGUGGCGGAUAUAGGGGAACGUCAGGAUUUAAAGGACGAUCAUUGUGCCAAAGUAAGUGAAUUUUCUUCAGUUACAGUUAAUAGUUAUUUUGACAUAUUUUAAUUGUUUUCCCAAUGUUUUUCUUUUCACUUUUCUAUUCUUAAAAAUUGGAAUAAUUUCACAUUAUAUACAUCCUUUUAUUUUUUCUUGUAAUUGUAAUCUUUCGGCUUUUUAUUAAUCUUAAUUUAAAGUGGAAUCCAACAUUACUAACAAUUUUACACCACAAGAAUUUGUCCUCAAACUCAAAAUUUUCUUUGAUAUGUCUAUAUCUGGUGUUUUUAAAAUUGGCAUCCAUAGUAGUGUUUUUUCUGACUCAUUCUGUAGAAGUAUCAUAUCUUUCCAUUUGAACUUCAGAGUUAUUUCUCAUUUGCUCACUUUAGAAAAAUCCAAUGCGCCCUGGCCCGUGCUGGUUGGGGCGCUGCGGUGGAUUGAAUUGUCUCUCCUACAGGAAUGUCUCUCGGUCUCCUCUGUGUCUCUCCCCCUCCCCCUCCCUUCCACUCUCUUUGAAAAGCAGUGAAAAACCGUCCGCGGGUGGGGGGUAACUAUGUAUAAAGACAUUUUAACGCCACUUUAGUACUCAUUCGAUUACCGUUUCUGUUUCGCUUUUCAUUUCUUCUUUUUCGCUGGUGAAUUUCAUUUAACCAACACUUUCAAGUGAGGCAUCUUGUGUAAGGGCUCUGCCCAUCGUAUCUGAUUCUUUCCUUCUCCUUUGGCCGCAGUGAUUCCAAGAGUCUGUGGUGUUCAUUUAUUGUUGGUCUUUUAAACCACUUAGAAAUAAAGGACGGAACAUUAGUCGUCAGACUAAGUACUUCUGAUUGGGAUGAAGGAGUGAAAGGGGAGACUUCAUACUCUUUUAAUUCCCAUGUGACACCCAUAUCAGGGCUCGGAACAGGGGAGAAAUAGUAAUUCAAGGGAAUCUGGACUUUGGUAAAGUAACCCCAUGUAAAAUCUCCAUUCCCGAGACACUGCCAAUCUUAGUUUAUGAUUGAAGUUUAUUUGGUGGAUUUCUUUUCCUGAAGAGCUAUAUCUUUUAAUUUGAUGCUUUUGCUAUUUUUUCUGUAUUAUGAUUUUAACUAUCCACUAUUUCUUUACAUGAAGGCAGCAGACUGUAGUGUUGUGUUGUGGGUUUUGAAGACAUCCUUUCUUGCCUACAUUUUAUGCCUCCCAAUUUGUUCUGUGUAGUACAGCUAACUGUUGAAACUCUCAGUGUGCAGUUCUCCAGCUGUAAAGUUGGCAUGAUAAGCAGUUCUAUCACAAAGAAUUUGAAGUAUUUAGAAAGCUGAUACUUAUAUGGAAUUCACAAUAGCAUUAGCUAAAUAGUGU